Messenger RNA from Notolabrus celidotus (New Zealand spotty), 3399 nucleotides. RefSeq names its product U2 snRNP-associated SURP domain containing (gene u2surp). Gene Ontology annotation, cellular component: nucleus. The transcript has 26 exons. The record is from RefSeq and is a predicted model, not a curated record. Gene Ontology annotation, biological process: RNA processing. NCBI's taxonomy places the organism in Eukaryota, Metazoa, Chordata, Actinopteri, Labriformes, Labridae. Gene Ontology annotation, molecular function: RNA binding. The coding region runs from base 84 to 2999 and encodes 971 amino acids.
AUCGAUUAACCAGCCUGGAGUUCACAUUUACCGCUAUCCCAUCUUCUAAUCGAUGAUCGAUUGUAUAUUAGCUCCACACAAAGAUGGCGGACCGAGCGCCUGGUGGCUCUCAGAAAGCUAGCGCUAAGGCGCUGCUUGAGAGCAAACUGAAGUCAUUCAGCAUUGGCAAAAUGGCUGUGGCAAAGAGGACCCUAAGCAAGAAGGAACAAGAUGAAAUCAAGAAAAAGGAGGAUGAGCGGGCAGCAGCAGAGAUCUACGAGGAGUUUCUUGCUGCUUUUGAAGGAGGAGAGGGCAAAGUGAAGGCUUUUGUCCGUGGCGGCAUUGCAAAUGCAACAAAAGAGGAGGCAGCAGCUGAUGAGAAGAAAGGAAAGUUGUACAAGCCCAAGUCCCGCUUUGAUAACCAACCAAAAAGCAUCUUGCCUUUGGAAACCCCGCCUCAGUUUUUAGCAUUAGACAAAAGACAUUCUGUGAAGAAAACUAGUGAAAAGGAAAAGAAGAAGAGCAACUUGGAGCUUUUUAAAGAAGAGCUUAAACAAAUACAGGAGGAAAGGGACGAAAGGCACAAGAUGAAAGGACGCGUUAGCCGUUUUGAACCUCUCUCAGGCAGCGAUGGAAGACGUUCAUCGGAUGGUUCUUCAAGAAGAAACCGUCCGUCCAGUGUUUUGGACGACUGUGCACCGGGUUCCCAUGACGUUGGAGAUCCAUCCACUACUAACUUGUAUCUCGGAAACAUCAACCCACAGAUGAAUGAGGAGAUGCUGUGUCAAGAGUUUGGCCGCUAUGGACCGCUGGCCAGCGUGAAGAUCAUGUGGCCAAGGACGGAUGAGGAGAGGGCUCGGGAGAGGAACUGUGGCUUUGUGGCUUUCAUGAAUAGGAGGGAUGCUGAGCGAGCACUAAAGAACCUGAAUGGAAAGAUGAUAAUGAACUUUGAGAUGAAAUUAGGAUGGGGCAAAGGUGUCCCCAUUCCGCCUCACCCCAUCUACAUCCCUCCUUCCAUGAUGGAGCACACACUCCCACCGCCUCCCUCCGGUCUACCUUUCAACGCACAGCCCAGGGAGAGGCUAAAGAACCCCAAUGCUCCCCUGCUUCCUCCGCCUAAAAACAAGGAGGAGUUUGAGAAGACUCUGUCGCAAGCCAUAGUCAAAGUGGUUAUCCCAACAGAAAGGAAUUUGCUCUCUCUCAUCCACCGAAUGAUCGAGUUUGUGGUGCGUGAAGGCCCAAUGUUUGAAGCCAUGAUCAUGAACAGAGAAAUCAACAAUCCCAUGUACAGGUUUCUAUUUGAGAACCAGAGUCCGGCACAUGUAUACUACCGGUGGAAGCUCUACUCCAUACUACAGGGUGAAGCACCAGCCAAGUGGCGAACAGACGACUUUAGGAUGUUCAAAAAUGGCUCUCUGUGGCGCCCACCUCCUCUUAAUCCGUACCUCCAUGGUCCUUAUGAUGACGGUGAAGAAGAGGAGGACGAGGAGGAGGGCAGCAAGAAAGGCUGCUUAAAAGAAGAAGAGCGGGACAAACUGGAGGAGAUGCUGCGUGGUUUAACUCCAAGGAGAGGAGACAUAGCAGAAGCCAUGUUGUUUUGUUUGAGCCACGCGGAAGCAGCUGAAGAGAUUGUGGAGUGUGUCACAGAGUCUCUCUCUAUCCUCAAGACCCCUCUCCCUAAGAAGAUCGCACGGUUAUAUCUAGUUUCUGAUGUGCUGUACAACUCUUCAGCCAAAGUCUCCAACGCGUCUUACUACAGAAAAUAUUUUGAGGCAAAGCUCUGCCAGAUUUUCGCCGACCUCAACAACACGUAUAAGUCGAUACAGGGCCACCUUCAAAGUGAAAACUUCAAGCAACGUGUCAUGUCAUGUUUCCGUGCCUGGGAGGACUGGGCCGUGUACCCAGACCCCUUCCUCAUCAAGCUGCAGAACAUCUUCCUGGGUCUAGUGAAUCUGGCUGCAGAGAAGGAGCCUGUUGUUGUCAUUGUGGAGCCUGAACUAGUAGAGGACAUAGACGGAGCUCCAAUAGGGGAGUACAUGGAUGGCACCCCACUGGAGGAUGUGGAUGGGAUGCCAAUCGAUGCAGGGCACAUUGAUGGAGCUCCCAUUGAUGGAGCCCCUCUGGAUGACCUAGACGGCGUUCCUAUUAAGGCUUUGGAAGAAGACAUUGAUGGAAUCCCUUUGGAUCAGUCAAAGGAGUCGACCUUUAAGGUUGCUCCCUCCAAAUGGGAAGCAGUGGAUGAGGCCGAGUUGGAAUCUCAAGCUGUGACUACAUCGAAAUGGGAGAUGUUCGAGCAGCCGGAAGAGGCCAAAAAGGAUGACGAGGACAGCGAUUACGACGACCGGAGCCCUCGCUCAGAUGAAAAUCAAAGCUACUCCAACCCCGUCAGAGACGACCCUGAUUUCAAGGCCAAGCUGUCUGAAAUGAACGAGGAGAAACGCACCAAGCUCAGGGAGAUAGAGGUUAAAGUCAUGAAGUUCCAGGAUGAGCUGGAGUCUGGAAAGAGGCCCAAAAAGCCUGGUCAGAGCUUUCAGGAGCAGGUGGAGCACUACAGGGACAAACUGCUACAAAAGGAAAAAGAAAAGGAGAAACUUGAGCGGGAGAAAGAGAGAGAGAAGAAAGAGAAGGAGAAAGCUGAGGCACGGUUGAAAGACUUGAAGAAGGAGAAAGAGGAGGACACGCCAACCAGGAAAGACAGGAAGCGGCGUCACAGUGGGUCACCCAGCCCCACUCGGAGUAGCAGCAGACGAGGCCGGUCGUCGUCACCCCGUUCAGAGCGCUCGGAAAGAUCAGAACGCUCCGACCGCUCAUACUCUAAAGACACAUCCUCACGCGCUACACAUAAAGACUCCCCGAGAUCCAGCAACAAGAAGUCAUCAAAGAGAUCUCCCUCACCUCGCACACCCAAAAGAUCCAGGAGGUCACGCUCCAAGACGCCCAAGAAAUCAACGAAGAAGUCUCGCUCUAAAUCAAGGUCUCCUCACCGGUCUCACAAAAAAUCAAAGAAGAGUAAACACUGACACGUCUUUUUCUUCAACCUCCAAACCAGCCUUCUCUCCCUCCCCUCCCGGUCUCCCUCUCUCUGCGCCGUGUUGUAAAAAUGAUUGACUGAUCAGGCAGCUGAAGAUCUCUGCCCUCAUGUUGAUGUAAAGACAAUGAUGAGUGAAGGGUCCUGCAUGGGUUUCCAUCUGGUGUAUCAAAUGGAUGGGGCCGUUGCUGUUUUAUAUUGUACAAAAAAAUAAUAAUGUGCUUGUGUGUCCUGAUUCCCCGUCACCUCACAAUGGAAUUCAUCCAUGUGGUAGACCACACCCGUUCUGAGUGUGAUGACUUAAGUCAUAUUCAUGCUGUCAUUUUCUGUUUUUGUAGUUCACAUUAAAAAGGAAUUCCUAAUAAAAAUGAAAGUGUCAUUUUUAAAUUAAA